AUGGUUCAGGCUGCGGAUCCCGGCAACCUCAUGCCGGAGUCUGAGGUGCCUCUCGGCAACAAGGGGAAAGCGGUGGAGACCCCAGGGUUGGCGGUGAAGAUGGAAGUAGAGGACUCGUUGGAGGAGGAGCAUGGCCCGGAUAAUAAGAGAUUCAAGUACUCUUUGCCGCUCCAGCAGGUUGGUAUGCCCCAGAUUGAAAGGACACGGGGCUCUUUCCCGUGCGAUCCGAUUUUUGUAUGGGAACACCUUGGUUUUUUAUAUUCGUCGAUUUAAGGAACUUCGUAACUGGCAUCUCUUCCUCUCCCACCCCUAUCUCUCUCUCCGCCUUCUCUUUGCGAACCCCCCCUGUCUGUUUCAUAGUCUGAGCUUUAUCGUCUCGGUGGUAUGAUACAAUAGAUGACGUUAUGCGUUCGUAAUGACAAAACUUCCCUCGCUCUUGUGCAUUCCGGACGUUAGAUUUUGCCCGAUUGGUCUGUUCGCCUUUUUGGGGGCAUCACUUUUUUGAGAAAGUUUCUCUACGAUUGAUCUCAGAACAGGGCGUCUCAUAAUAUAGUGCCCCGAGAACAUUCGUCUUCUACAUAGUUCAACAUAGAAUGAUAAGCGACCAUGUAGAUUCCUUCUUCGUGGAUCAUCUCUUAUCUUUAGGAUCAAUCAAUAUGGUGUUUGAUAUAUUCUUGUGCUCUUCGACAGUGGAACAUGGAUGGUAAUGCGUCAUCAUGUGAACAACCUCAAUAUGAUGUACUUAAUGAUCUUAGUCCAUUGGGGCUGCGCUUGAGAAAAAGUCCAUCCUUGCUGGAUUUGAUUCAAAUGAGGCUUUCUCAAGGAAAUCCUUCAAAAGCAUGCGUCGGUAAUGACGACAGCACUGAGGGUGGGAAGAAGAAUACAAAGCCCACAUCUGGUGUGCCGGACAAGUUGAAGGCUUCAAACUUUCCAGCCACCCUAUUGAAGAUAGGCACCUGGGAGGUAUUAUCCUUUUUUUGCUUUGCCAGGAUUUAUUGGGCAUCACAUUAGUAUUUGUGCUGAUGCAAUAAAGUUAUGUCAGCAUCUACUCCUCAAUAUUAAGAAUAAAAGAUGCCUAUCUCUAUGUCAAACUUAGUUGACCCUAUCAUCGUUAAAUUAUUUGAUUUCCAGUUCUAAGUUAGGUUGACUCAGCUUCUCUCUUUGAACAGUGUGUGUCAAGGUAUGAAGGUGAUUUAGUGGCUAAAUGUUAUUUUGCUAAACGCAAAUUAGUAUGGGAAGUUCUCAAUGGAGGCCUCAAGAGCAAGAUUGAAAUCCAAUGGUCUGAUAUCACGGCUAUAAAAGCAGCAUGCCCUGAUAAUGGUCCUGGUAGCCUGGAUUUAGUGGUAACGUCCUCCGAGCAUAUGAAUUUUUUUGGACAAAGCUUAGUCAGUUCUUAUUUGCUGAUAUGCAUCUGUUUGUUUCCUGUAGGUGUCAAGGCCACCACUUUUCUUUCGCGAGACCAAUCCACAACCUAGGAAGCAUACCUUGUGGCAAGCAACUUCGGAUUUUACUGGAGGACAAGCAAGCAGACACAGGUUAAAAAAUAUUUUUAACAUCAUUUCUUGAAAUGGAUCAAGUGAUGCAUAAAACGUUUUUGUUCACAUUGGCUAGUAAUGGAUCAUUUUGUUGUCUUUUUAAAACGUUCUUAAUUUCUCAUCUAUUUGUCUGACUACUGCGACAUGAGAAACGAAUCUUUUCUAACACAGAUUCUUCAUAAUGGAUCAGUAGUGAGUGCUAGUGGCUCAAGUCCCAACUGAAUAGGAUUUCCCCUCUAAGCAUUGGUAUUCUUCACUGAUCUAGAACUGUUCAACAAGUUAUUAGGAGAUUCCUAUUUUCCCAGGCGUUUUCUGUCAUAGCCCUUUAUUAGAAACUUUUCUGGCAUUGACAGUGGCCUAGCAACUUUGGCUUUGGAAGGUCAGCUUCGGACAUUUCGUGUUGUGAUUUCGAUGGAGACGAAGUUGACAUAUUCAUAGUGAAAUCAGGUUUAGAGAUGCUAGAUAGGUUUCAACGUGGGCCAGCAGGCAUGUGAGGAAAUAGAGAAAGCAAGAACGUACAGAAAAUGCCCAACGACUCAAUUGGAACCACAUUGGUCUCUCAAGUUACCUACUGAUGCUGACGCAGCCUCUACGGAACCUGAUUUUAGAUUUUCCUUGUCAGAUUUUAUGUCUUCUGAAGACCAAUUGAACUUCACUUUCUUCUCAAGAAUUAGCAUUGGCCUCUUCUUGCCCUUAUAUUUAAAAUCUUGGGUUCAUAAGUUCAAGUUGUGAUAAACUAUCACCUUUGUUAUUAUUCUUUAUUAUUGUAUUUACCACUUAAGAUUUUUUUAAAAAUCUAUGGAGUCUUAGAAUCUUGUAUGUAGGUAAAAUUUGCCGGUGAUUUUUUUUAAAUUGUCAACUUGACCUUUGCACAUGUUAUCAUCAUCCUCCACGUUGCCUUUUAGCUUGUAAUGACCAAAUUUUGGCACCGAAGAUUUGGCAUCCACUCCCAUCACCUCUGAGAAUAUUGUUCUAUCAACUGAUACUAAUUAGUACUUUUUCAGUUCUGAGAAAAGAGGCUGACCUCUAGUGGUAGUUGUCAAACGUCAUGCCUUCAACACAAACUGUUUUAUUCCAUAUUUAAAAAAUAUACACAGGUUAGGCCUUUAAACUGUUUUAUUUCUUUAUAUGCAGGAGGCAUUUUCUACAAGUUCCACAAGGGUUGCUAAGCAAACAUUUUGAUAAGCUUAUCAACUGUGAUCCUCGUCUUAGUGAACUCUCCAGACAGCCUGAUGCUGUCUUAAGUUCUCCGUUUUUUGAGCCGAGGUGUCCAUUAUUCGAGGAUCAAGGUGAUAGAUCCCCUAAUUUUGAUCAUAUCAAGGGUGAAUAUGGCUCGCCGUUCUCAGGUCACCAGGACGCUGCCUCCCCUUCUGCUGGCCUAUCAUCUAUGAGUGACACCAGGGAUCUGGUUAGGACUCCAGUUCUCUUGUCACAGGACAAUCCUUCAACUAGCUCAGGUAUCUUUUUCUCGUAAAUAGUGGCUUUAGUUAUUUUAUUUUGUGCUCAAAAUUUCUCCAUCUUUAGUAGCUAGAGCCCACCUAUUUUCUAUAGAUAUUUCUCGACAUAAAUUGCAACGUACAUUUGAGCAUAGUUUCCACUCUUUUAUCCGAAAUGAACCCGCCAAAUUAAGCACUCUUGAGCCACUCGUGGGCGUGAUUUCAACUAUUUCAUGAGCUUGUCCUGUUUUGCGUGCUACCAUUUGUCCAUAAGGCAGGUUUUAUGCUUAUCAAAUAUCAUUGAAGCUACUGAACAAGCAAAGAGUCAAAUUCCCCAAUGGUUUCUUUAAAGAAGGGUUGGAUUGAGCCAUUAGACAAAACUUAAAGUGAUGUGUUCCUGACCAUAACUGGGCAGCGCCAUUUACUUGAGCUCAUGUUUCAUCCUGUUCAUUUGAACGAGUAAAAAACAGGUUUAAGUCGAAUUUUGUUACUUGGGUGCUUUACAUAAUCGACAGCCACGCUCUUUGUGUGAGAUUUGCUAGAAAGGGUGCAAAUAAUGCCUAUAAAGGUUACUAUCUUCAAUUCGCUUUCACCUCGUGAUUGAUUGUAUCCCUGAAUGUUGGCUUGAAAUCUUACUUCUUGCGCCAUUAAAUAAAAAUAUGCCCGUUAUUCUUUGAAUUCGUGCUUUACUGUGGUACGCUGACUGUAAAUUAUUUUCGUCAGAGAUCGAAUCGCGAGUGAUCGAGGAGAACACGAGCUGCGACACAGGAGAGAACGAGGAAAGGAACCCGCUUGAUCAGUUCAAAGUCCCAGGGAUCCGCCCGUCCAUGUCCGUGAGCGACUUCGUCAACCACAUUGGGCACUGCAUCUCCGAGAAGAUGACUUCGGACAACCCCUUCCUCGAGGCCAACAGAGACGCACUGGAGGAGAUAACCCAGUGCCUACUCAGCGAUUCCCAGGGCCUACCGGCUUCGGAUGAAAAGUCGCUCAUGUCGAGGGUCAACUCCCUCUACUGCCUGCUUCAGAAGGACCCUGCGAGCGCUCAGAAUCUGCUCAUAAAUAGAGACCCCAGCGGAGGAUACGGCGAGGAAUACGAGCUCGACUCCGCCCCGGAGAAGAAGUCGCUGUUCGAUCUGCAGGGAGAGGAUGAAGAACGCCGCCCCGACUCCGCCGGCGGCAAGCAGCCGCCUCCCAUCUCUCGGAAGGAAUCGGCCGGCGACCUGCUGCUCUACCUCCCUCGGAUCGCCUCGCUGCCCCAGUUUCUGUUCAACAUCGCAGAGGACGCGGAGAACGAGGCGGCCAGAUGA
This is a messenger RNA of Spirodela intermedia, 4278 nucleotides long. NCBI's taxonomy places the organism in Eukaryota, Viridiplantae, Streptophyta, Magnoliopsida, Alismatales, Araceae. The record is from the annotation of a GenBank genome assembly.